Messenger RNA from Alosa alosa (allis shad), 1021 nucleotides. RefSeq names its product myosin-7-like. NCBI's taxonomy places the organism in Eukaryota, Metazoa, Chordata, Actinopteri, Clupeiformes, Clupeidae. Gene Ontology annotation, cellular component: cytoplasm; myosin complex; cytoskeleton. Bases 322 to 882 code for a protein of 186 amino acids. The record is from RefSeq and is a predicted model, not a curated record. Gene Ontology annotation, biological process: peptidyl-threonine phosphorylation; actomyosin structure organization. Gene Ontology annotation, molecular function: protein serine/threonine kinase activity. The transcript is spliced from 5 exons.
GGGGGUGGGGGUCACCUGAUACAUAUUGGCACGCGGUGUUGGUGAUCACAUUUUAUCAACGGAUGUAGAGAUGGAGGGCUAUCAAACACAGUUCAGCUUGCAUCAAGGUGCCAAGCGAUUGAUAAUGUCAGCUCGAGAUCAGAACCUCAGAUGCAGAGGGAGACAUUGCUGCAUCCUGACACUUGUGAGUAGCCAAGAAGCUGGAGGCUGAAGAAGAAGCUGGAGGCUGACCUUGUUCAAGUCCAGGGAGAGGUGGAUGAUACAGUCCAGGAGGCCAGAAAUGCAGAGGAGAAGGCCAAGAAGGCCAUCACUGAUGCUGCCAUGAUGGCUGAGGAACUGAAGAAGGAGCAGGACACCAGUUCUCACCUGGAGAGGAUGAAGAAGAACCUGGAGGUCACUGUCAAGGACCUGCAGCACCGUCUGGAUGAGGCUGAGAACCUGGCCAUGAAGGGUGGCAAGAAACAGCUCCAGAAACUGGAGUCAAGGGUGCGUGAGCUGGAGUCUGAGGUUGAUGCUGAACAGAGACGUGGAGCUGAUGCUAUUAAAGGUGUCAAAUAUGAAAGGAGAGUCAAGGAGCUCACCUACCAGACUGAGGAGGACAAGAAGAAUGUCACUAGACUGCAGGAUCUGGUGGACAAGCUGCAGCUGAAAGUGAAGGCCUACAAGAGACAGGCUGAGGAGGCUGAGGAGCAGGCCAACACUCACCUGUCCAGGUACAGGAAGGUGCAGCAUGAGUUUGAGGAGGCUCAGGAACGUGUUGACAUCGCUGAGUCCCAGGCCAACAAGCUGAGGGCCGUGAGUCGUGAUGCUGGAAAGGUAAUGAGUAAUGAUGAAUUAGUCAUUUUAACCUCUAACUGUGACAACUUUGAAAUUGCGGAUUGACAUCCAUCAUUGCCUAUAAUUUUUACAAACUGAUUUUCUCACUUAGGGUAAGGAUCACCAGGAAUAACAAGAGAUGUCUGUCCAACCAAGGAAUCAUAAAAUAUGAAUUCCCCAAUAAAGCAAAUGAAUAUAAAAUCUA